Messenger RNA from Aplosporella prunicola CBS 121167, 624 nucleotides. RefSeq lists its product as uncharacterized. The transcript has 3 exons. Lineage: Eukaryota; Fungi; Ascomycota; Dothideomycetes; Botryosphaeriales; Aplosporellaceae. The record is from RefSeq and is a predicted model, not a curated record. Bases 1 to 624 code for a protein of 207 amino acids.
AUGUACAUGGCAUAUUGCAAAGAAUGUUGGCACAAGGAUACUGAAGACGUGGGCAUAUCCCGCACAAGCAGGAGUGGUGCUAUAGAUGGACUAAUCGCCACCUCAACUUUAAUAUAUAAAGGUGCCCACAAGCGUAUAAAGGAGUAUUUCAGCUUCCAGAUACAGGACUUUAUUAGUUUAAAGGACAAUAUUCGCAACGCUCUUGCCAACGAGUGGCAGGAUAUUACGAAGAUCGAAUCAAGAGGAUACAGCCGGCUUCAGCAUAGAUAUAAGAGCGAGCCACUGCUUACGAGCCUUCUCAAGCACGUGUUCCCUGUAGCACUAGAUGCGGUAAUUGAGCAGAUUGCUCUCAUAAAGCAGAAGGACUACAACAACACUUGCUACAACAACUUUAAAGACUCUAUAGGUUUGCCCUAUUCACACACAAUUAAGUACUAUAGUGUAAAUGAACAGUGGACGAUCCCUCUCAGCAUGAUAUACCCAUUCUGGUGCUAUAAGACACCUACUAACCCAGAGGACUCGAUUCGUCGUAUUAAGGACUUUGUAGAGCAACGCCGCAAGGGUCGUCCUCGCCAGCAAGCUUCUUCAACACCAGCCAGUACAGCUAUAAGAGAGCCUUCAUAA